CAACCAGUCAGAUUACUCCAGUUGGCAAAAAUGGCGUUACCCUACAAAUGGUGUGUGUGUAUGUUGCUCUGUAUAAGCCUAAUAUGUACUCUUGCAGCGAAUGAUGCUAAAGACAAAAAACCUAAAAAGAAAAAAGACAUUCGGGAUUACAACGAUGCAGAUAUGGCAAGGCUUUUGGAAGAAUGGGAGAAGGAUGAUGAGAUUGAGGAAGGAGAUCUGCCAGAACACAGAAGGACACCCCCACCGGUGGAUUUCUCAAAAGUAGACCCUUCAAAGCCAGAAGAGCUCCUUAAAAUGACAAAGAAAGGGAAGACCCUCAUGGUGUUUGCCACAGUGUCAGGAGACCCCACAGAGAAAGAGACAGAGGAGAUCACCAGUUUGUGGCAAGGGAGCCUGUUCAAUGCCAACUAUGAUGUUCAGAGGUUUGUGGUCGGCUCAAACCGUGCCAUCUUCAUGCUCCGUGAUGGGAGCUAUGCCUGGGAGAUCAAGGACUUCCUGGUAGGACAGGACCGCUGCUCUGAUGUUACUGUGGAGGGUCAGGUGUUCCCUGGGAAGGCAGCAAAGAAGGACAGCCAGGACCAGAAUGAAACCACCCAGAAGAAGAAGAAGAAGAGUAAAAACGGGGACACGAAAUCGAACAAAGCAAGCAGUAAAAACCGACAGGAACUGUGAGCGACUGAAUUCACCAGUUUGGUCACAAUGAAUCCCCUGAGAAGAGUUCAGAGUUACUGAAAUAAAUAAUUAUUUCAGAUAUUCCUCUAUUAAAUAAUACUCAGUUCAAUCAGGACAAAUGAGAAUAUUUGAGAGGAUGGUUGUACUGUAAUGGUUAAAGUUUCUAUUUCUUUAAUCACAACACACGGGGUUACAGUGUUAAAGUUUACUUUAAGAUUUAUCUCUUUUAUUGUUUCAAACAAUUUUCUUAAUGAUUAACCAUUUGUGCCACUGGCUGGACUGUGUCAAUGAGUUUGCAUACAUUUUAUUUGUAGAUUAAGGCACGAACGGCAUAAAAUUGAAUGAAAGUCUCUUUUGAAAUUAGCAUUAUAUUGAUGAUCAUUCUUACUUUGAAAAUAUUUGCCUUUUACAAUUGACUAUAAUUUUUUUGCAUUUAUUACAUCACAGCCACAUAGAAAAUAUUGAAAUUAAUGUGACAUCAUUGUUCAUAAUUUAUAAAGUGUCAUGGAUUUGUAAAAUGAGAUAAUCAUUCAGAGCUUCAACAUGCCAGAUUUAGGUGGUAUAAUGAAUGUGUAUUGAUACACCCAUCCUUAGUAUUGCGAACGGUACAGCUGACGUCCAAUUAUGGAAUAAACCUUUUUCUAAAAAACAAAAA
This is a messenger RNA of Anguilla rostrata (American eel), 1327 nucleotides long. It is a transcript of the gene mesd, whose product is annotated as mesoderm development LRP chaperone. NCBI's taxonomy places the organism in Eukaryota, Metazoa, Chordata, Actinopteri, Anguilliformes, Anguillidae. The transcript is spliced from 3 exons. The coding region runs from base 31 to 672 and encodes 213 amino acids. The record is from RefSeq and is a predicted model, not a curated record. Gene Ontology annotation, biological process: protein folding.